Molecule: messenger RNA, 4197 nt
Organism: Nerophis lumbriciformis (worm pipefish)
Lineage: Eukaryota; Metazoa; Chordata; Actinopteri; Syngnathiformes; Syngnathidae
Source: RefSeq, a predicted model, not a curated record
AUGUCAGCUGCCCACUGCUUCUUCAGCACCAGUACCUUUGGAUGGUCCGUUUCUCUUGGUCGUCAGAACCUGCAGGGGAACAACACAAAGGAAGUGUCCAGAACUGUUGACACAAUCAUUUUGCAUCCAAACUUUGACACUUUUAGCUUUGACAACGACAUCGCUCUGCUUAGACUUUCCUCACCGGUCACUUUCACAGACUACAUCAGACCUGUGUGUCUGGCAGCCAGUAGCAGUAACUUCAUCAAUGGUACUGAUAGCUGGGUCACUGGUUGGGGAACAGUCCAGGAGGGAGUGUUACUCCCCUUCCCUCAAACGCUACAAGAAGUGGAGGUUCCAGUUGUGGGAAACAGACAGUGUACCUGCCUGAAUGGUGAAGGUUCUAUUACAGACAACAUGAUCUGUGCUGGUUUACUUGAAGGAGGGAAAGAUGCUUGUCAGGGCGACUCAGGAGGUCCAAUGAUGAGCCAACAGGAUUCAAUCUGGAUCCAAUCAGGAAUUGUCAGUUUUGGUGUUGGCUGUGCUCGACCAAAUCUGCCGGGAGUUUAUGCCAGAGUGUCCAGCUACCAGUCCUGGAUCAACUCACACAUCAGUUCUGAUAAGCCAGGCUUUGUCCAGUUCAACUCCAGUGGGCUGGAUGCUGACACCAACUUCACAUGCUCUGGUCCUUCUCCUCCUACUACUAGUAUUAUUCUUACGACACAACCAGGGCCCAGCAUCUCAAGUGCUGAACUGUGUGGCACCUCUCCACUGAACACGAGGAUAGUUGGAGGUGAAGACGCUCAAGAAGGAAGUUGGCCUUGGCAGGCCAGUUUGCAGGAUCUUGGCAGCCAUGUUUGUGGUGGUUCUCUCAUAAACAAAGAGUGGGUGAUGUCAGCUGCCCACUGCUUCUUCAGCACCAAUACCUUUGGAUGGUCCGUUUCUCUUGGUCGUCAGAACCUGCAGGGCAACAACACGAAUGAAGUGUCCAGAACUGUUGACACAAUCAUUUUGCAUCCAAACUUUGACACUUUUAGCUUUGACAACGACAUCGCUCUGCUUAGACUUUCCUCACCGGUCACUUUCACAGACUACAUCAGACCUGUGUGUCUGGCAGCCAGUAGCAGUAACUUCAUCAAUGGUACUGAUAGCUGGGUCACUGGUUGGGGAACAGUCCAGGAGGGAGUGUUACUCCCCUUCCCUCAAACUCUACAAGAAGUGGAGGUUCCAGUUGUGGGAAACAGACAGUGUACCUGCCUGAAUGGUGAAGGUUCUAUUACAGACAACAUGAUCUGUGCUGGUCUACUUGAAGGAGGGAAAGAUGCUUGUCAGGGCGACUCAGGAGGUCCAAUGAUGAGCCAGCAGGAUUCAAUCUGGAUCCAAUCAGGAAUUGUCAGUUUUGGUGUUGGCUGUGCUCGACCUAAUCUGCCGGGAGUUUAUGCCAGAGUGUCCAGCUACCAGUCCUGGAUCAACUCACACAUCAGUUCUGAUAAGCCAGGCUUUGUCCAGUUCAACUCCAGUGGGCUGGAUGCUGACACCAACUUCACAUGCUCUGGUCCUUCUCCUCCUGUUACUAGUAUUAUUCCAACGACAGGACCAGGGCCCAGCAUCUCAAACCUGUUUGCAGUGUGUGGCACCUCUCCGCUGAACACGAGGAUAGUUGGAGGUGAAGACGCUCAAGAAGGAAGUUGGCCUUGGCAGGCCAGUUUGCAGGAUCUUGGCAGCCAUGUUUGUGGUGGUUCUCUCAUAAACAAAGAGUGGGUGAUGUCAGCUGCCCACUGCUUCUUCAGCACCAAUACCUUUGGAUGGUCCGUUUCUCUUGGUCGUCAGAACCUGCAGGGCAACAACACGAAUGAAGUGUCCAGAACUGUUGACACAAUCAUUUCGCAUCCAAACUUUGACACUUUUAGCUUUGACAACGACAUCGCUCUGCUUAGACUUUCCUCACCGGUCACUUUCACAGACUACAUCAGACCUGUGUGUCUGGCAGCCAGUAGCAGUAACUUCAUCAAUGGUACUGAUAGCUGGGUCACUGGUUGGGGAACAGUCCAGGAGGGAGUGUUACUCCCCUUCCCUCAAACUCUACAAGAAGUGGAGGUUCCAGUUGUGGGAAACAGACAGUGUACCUGCCUGAAUGGUGAAGGUUCUAUUACAGACAACAUGAUCUGUGCUGGUCUACUUGAAGGAGGGAAAGAUGCUUGUCAGGGCGACUCAGGAGGUCCAAUGAUGAGCCAGCAGGAUUCAAUCUGGAUCCAAUCAGGAAUUGUCAGUUUUGGUGUUGGCUGUGCUCGACCUAAUCUGCCGGGAGUUUAUGCCAGAGUGUCCAGCUACCAGUCCUGGAUCAACUCACACAUCAGUUCUGAUAAGCCAGGCUUUGUCCAGUUCAACUCCAGUGGGCUGGAUGCUGACACCAACUUCACAUGCUCUGGUCCUUCUCCUCCUGUUACUACGUUGCGUGUGUCAGCUGUGUGUGGCACCUCUCCAUUGAACACGAGGAUAGUUGGAGGUGAAGACGCUCAAGAAGGAAGUUGGCCUUGGCAAGCCAGUUUGCAGGAUCUUGGCAGCCAUGUUUGUGGUGGUUCUCUUAUAAACAAAGAGUGGGUGAUGUCGGCUGCCCACUGCUUCUUCAGCACAAAUACCUUUGGAUGGUCGGUUUCUCUUGGUCGUCAGAACCUGCAGGGCAACAACACAAAUGAAGUGUCCAGAACUGUUGACACAAUCAUUUUGCAUCCAAACUUUGACACUUUUAGCUUUGACAACGACAUCGCUCUGCUUAGACUUUCCUCACCGGUCACUUUCACAGACUACAUCAGACCUGUGUGUCUGGCAGCCAGUAGCAGUAACUUCAUCAAUGGUACUGAUAGCUGGGUCACUGGUUGGGGAACAGUCCAGGAGGGAGUGUUACUUCCCUUCCCUCAAACUCUACAAGAAGUGGAGGUUCCAGUUGUGGGAAACAGACAGUGUACCUGCCUGAAUGGUGAAGGUUCUAUUACAGACAACAUGAUCUGUGCUGGUUUACUUGAAGGAGGGAAAGAUGCUUGUCAGGGCGACUCAGGCGGUCCAAUGGUGAACCAGCAAGACUCAAUCUGGAUCCAGUCAGGAAUUGUCAGUUUUGGUGUUGGCUGUGCUAGGCCUAAUUUGCCGGGAGUUUAUGCCAGAGUGUCCACCUAUCAGUCCUGGAUCAACUCCCACAUCAGUUCUGAUAAACCAGGCUUUGUCCAGUUUAACUCCAGUAGGCUGGAUGCUGACAUCAACUUCAUUUGUCCUGUUCCCUCUCCUCCUGUUACUAGUGCUACUACUGCUAUUGCUACUGCUACAAGUACUACUGCUACUGCUACUAAACAAGUGUGUGGUACAGCUCCAUUAAACAAUCGGGAAGAAGGCGACACUGGAGUUGUACCAGGGGGUACUUGGCCUUGGGCUGUUCGUCUCUCCAAAAACAAUGUUUUUACUUGUGCAGGAACUCUCAUCUCUUCCAGGUUCAUCCUCACUUCCGGACAGUGUUUCUCUAGCUCUAAUCCUACUGCCAGCGACUGGAUUGCAUAUAUGGGCCAGAAACUUGACAAUGGCAUAGAGGAAUUUGAAAUGAUGAUGGCCGUUGAACGAAUUACAAUCAGCGAAAUUACAGGUUCCAACAUUGCAGUGCUACAGCUAACAAAUGCGGUCAGCUUCAGUGAUUACCUCCAGUCUGUGUGCUUGGACAUCAACGAUGCAACAACCUUCCCUUUUGGAAGUAGCUGCUGGGUUGUCGGCUGGCGACAGGAAACAAAUGAUCAAAUCAAUGCAAGCCCUGGUGAAAGUCUAAGAGACAUUGAAACUAUAAUCACAAAUUGUGAGAGUGAUAAUCAGGACAACAUUUGCACUUCAAGCUUCAACAUUCAACAGAUGGAUGAGGGUGGUCCACUUGUCUGCAAGUCAGACUCAUCUUGGUUCCAGGCUGCCGUUGUUACAAAAGUUCAAAGUCGAUCCCUUCGUGCUGACAUUCAGGUCUUUACCAGAACCAAGCGUUUCGAAGCAUUCUUAAGGGAAACAGUUGGCGACCUGCCGUCUCCUGCAGCUUCCUCAUCGGCAGUUAUGCCAGGCUCCUCCAUGAGCACAUGCUCAUACCACAGCCUGAAGCACCAGAAAUGGCUGACAUCUACUGGGUAUGCCUCCUCCCAGGAACAAGUGAAGGACAAGGACUGCUCCAACUCUUCUAUCAGUGAAAGCCCUGGCUGA